Hibiscus syriacus is the source of this 1188-nucleotide messenger RNA. Its product is annotated as F-box protein CPR1-like. The record is from RefSeq and is a predicted model, not a curated record. The transcript has a single exon. Gene Ontology annotation, molecular function: protein binding. Lineage: Eukaryota; Viridiplantae; Streptophyta; Magnoliopsida; Malvales; Malvaceae. The coding region runs from base 86 to 1177 and encodes 363 amino acids.
UUCGCUUAAACAAUGACCUUUCUUCCCCAACUUUUUCUCGUUUAGUGUUGAUCUCUGAUAGAAAAGUCCGUUGCCUGAAACAGAAAUGGCUGCUUUCCCCACCGAUGUAAUCACUGACAUACUUUGUAUGCUUCCGGUGAAGGCACUUACUCGCUUCCGAUUUGUGUCAAAGUCAUGGGAUUCUCUCAUAAAAGAUUCUAAUUUCGCCAAACUCCAUCUCCAUCGCACCUUCAAAACCAACAACAACGUCAAGCUUGUUCUCGACACUCUUACAGCUGAUGAUAUUGAUGAUGACAAAGCCUAUUCAGUCGACUUCAACUCGCUAGUCAACUUGGAGCAACUCCCUCGCCCGUUUCCAUCUGGAAGAUCCGGGUUUUCUUCUAGGAUAUUUGGUUCCUGCAAUGGUUUACUUGCUGUAUACCAUGUGGAAGCAGGAAUUGCUUUGUGGAAUCCAUCUACAAGAACAUGCCAUUACCUACCGAAAUUAACGAUGGAAGAUGUGGUGGAGAGAGAUCACGACGUUCUCGGAUUCGGGUACGAUGUGUUCGGCGAUGACUAUAAGGUGGUGCAGAUGAAAGCAUCUGGAAAGUCGGUUAUGAUUUACAGCCUGAAAACUGAUUCAUGGAAGAGGAUCAAGGAUUGCCCUUAUCAAAUUCCUUACGGUGAGAGACAAGACUGUGCAUAUCUCAAUGGUUCCCUGCAUUGGGUAGGUGAUGAAAAAGACAGAUAUUUCGGGGGAAGAUUGAUCUUGGGUCUUGAUCUUGGGGUGGAGGAGUUCCUUCAAGUUCCUGAACCCGACAUCAGUUCCAGGAACUUUAGGUACAAAAAUGUAGGGGUGUUGGGAGGAAGCUUGUGUGUGUUCCGGGAGUAUACGAAUUGUUAUGAUGAAGAUCAUAUCAUUUUGUGGGUGAUGAAGGAGUAUGGAGUUAAGGAAUCAUGGACUCAACUCAUUUAUCUAUCCCGUGAAGAAUGUCGGCUGACAAACAUAUUUUAUACCAGAGCCAUAGCAUAUUGUAGGAGGGGUGAUCGAAUAUUGUUGGACGAUGGUGGUCAGACAGCAUGGUUCGAUUUGGAGAAGCAAACAGGGCGGAUUCUAAGUAUUGCAGGUGCUCCGAGACGCUUUUCUGCAAUGAUUUUCGUAGAGAGUCUUGUUUCUGUUGUACCAAUUCACCAUUGAUUCAAUCAGUU